Messenger RNA from Prorocentrum cordatum, 5259 nucleotides. Lineage: Eukaryota; Dinophyceae; Prorocentrales; Prorocentraceae. The record is from the annotation of a GenBank genome assembly.
GUGGAGGGCACCCAGACCCCUGGCGGACCAGGAGAGACGAGCCCACUCGACCAGGAGAUUGCGGGGCUCGAGGAGACCGCCGAGGACCCAGAGCUCGAGGCGCGGCUGGCGCGGCUCGGGGGCAGGGCAGCUCGUGGUGUGCCGAGGCAGGGCACGCCCAAGAAUGCUGCGCGUCCAGCGGGAGCCGUGGGCGAGCGCCUGGCGCAGGUGGUAGCUGGCCGAGCCGCCGCUGCUGCCCCUGCGCGCGCCAGCGCCACGGGGUCGAGGAGCAGGCUGGCGUCAGCGUUGACCGCUGCGCUCCUGGGGCGCGACGACGACGACGCGGAGGACGGCGCGGAGAGCGACGCGGAGCGCCUCGGGGGCCGCGACCGCUACCAGGGCGUGAACAUCAAGCGCGACUUGUUCCGCAGGAUCGCUCGGCAGCGGCCCGGCGCUCUCCUCGAGAAUGGGCUCGGCCACCUGCGCAGCCAGUUCACCCAGCAGUUAUCCGCAGGCGAGGCCGACCCUCUGGCCCCGUGCGUCACACAGUUCCUGAACACGGUGUUCUUCGUUGCUCACCCGCCGCGGACGCUGGGGACAGACGAGGUGCGGGUCCUCCGCACGCUGGGGCUGGCGCUCGACGGCAUCCUGCGCGGAGAGGUCGUCGAGACUGCGGAUCUGCUCAUGCAGGAGUUCAAGGCGCGGACGAUGGCCAUCCGCGACGGGAACUGGCGGUCGGCACGGUGGCUCACGCUGGUCGCGCAGGAACAGCUUCCAUCAGGCGCCUCUCUGGACGAGGAGAACGCUGCCGAGAAGGUCGAGGCCCGGGAGCUGAAGAAGCCGCCAGCAGCGCGGAGGACCAGCCGCAGUCCCACGCGGUCAGUCCAGCUCCUGAGCGACUCGGAGGGGGACCUCGACGCAGCAGCCGCCGCCCGCGUGCCACCAGCGGAGGCGGCGGCAGGCCGGAGCUUCGCGCAGCACAAGGCGGCCCACCCGAGGGGCGAGGGCGAGACCCAGGCAGCGUGGAAGGCGCGCAUCGGGAGGCCGCUGGCUGCCAAGAGCCGCGGCAAAGGCAAGACGGGGAAGAGCCGCGGCACGAGCACUGCUCGCAGGACGGCCUGGGCCGCGGCCCAGAGCACGCUCCCGUCUGCCUUCCGCCCGCCUGAGCGGCAGCUACGCGGCAGCUCGCAGGCUCGGCGGUGGCGCCAGAUGCUAGCCGAGGUGGGCACAGGCGUCAGCUCCAAGUUCAGGCUCGCCCUCGCAGUCCACGAGGCGGUGCACGGCUCGCCAGGGGCGAUCGGGCGGUACGUUCGUAAGAUGUGCACUUCGCCAGCCCCCGCGGCCAGCUUCGCGCGGCUGCGCGAGGUGUUGCCGUUACCGCUGCCCGACGCCCCACUCUUUGAGAGGUACCGUGCCGCCUGGUACCUGCAGCAGCUGCCGGAGACCAGCGAGGUGGACGCCGCCACGGCGCAGGGGUGGGCCCAGCUCGUGGUCUUCAGCCUGAACUACCAGUACACGGGGCACAUGCGUAGUCCCACCGUCGCCGCGAGGCGGCCCACGGCAAGCCAGGUCAGUGCGCUCGGCAUUGUGCAGGAGGCCUGUGAGUAUUUCGUUCAGGAUGCCGCCACAGCCUUCGAGCUCCCGGACUGGGACCAGGUCAUCGCGUCGAGGACCGUCUCCUACGGGGGCGAGGAGACGGCCCGCGCCCUGCCGCUCUCGCUUGCGGGCAUCAUGCCAGGCCUCCCCGCGCGAGGCGUCGCCGCCUCUGUCAAGGCGGUCGACAUCGCGGACGCUCAGGUGGGCGCCUGGCUUGCCGACCCCACGCUGGCUUUGCUCCCUCGAGAUGAGUGGCCUGCAGAGGUCCCGCGGGCGGCGAUCCAGGUCACGUCCAAGCAGGAGUGGUACCGCAUCGGGACCAAGCUCGUCGAGCUGGGGCUGGCGGCGCCGAUCGCCGACGACCGCAUCUUCAAGGUCGGGAGCCGCAAGGUGCUCGCUGGGGCGUUCGGGGUCGCCAAGGGAGGCACGCCGUCACCUGGCCAGGCGUGCGCCCAGCGUUUGAUCAUCAACAUGGUCCCGGCCAACAGCUACCAGCGCAUCAUGAGGGAUGACAUCGGGACCCUUAGCGCGUCGCCCUCGUGGGUCGCCAUCCCGCUCCCAGAGGGCCACAUGCUGCUCUGGUCCUCAGAUGACCAAGCCUCCGCUUUCUACUGCUACGAGCUGCCCGAGGCCUGGCAGCCAUACAUGACCCUCGCGGAGGCGAUCCCGAACGAGCUCAUCGGUGUGCCAGGUCCUGGGAAGACUCACCUCGCGCUGCGUGUCAUCCCGAUGGGCUGGAUCAACGCGGCGCCUCGGGUUCGGCUCUCGCCCCUCGCUGCGGGGUUUCCCGCAGAGCUCGAGUGGCGCAAGGACCGGCCGCUUCCGUUCAAGUCGAAGGAGCUCGAGCAGCAGUGGAUCCAGUACUACAUCGACGACUGGGACCAUGGCGAGGUGGUGCCCAACGCGAUGGUCGCGGAGCUCCUCGGCACGAUGAGCUGCGCGCAGGAGGAGCAGAGGGCCGCCUACGGCCGCUCGGGGAUCAGCGUCGCCCCCGGCAAGGCCAAGCACCGCGCGCUGGUCCUGGAGCGGAUGGGCGCGGGUCUUGACGGGGCCGUCGGCCGGGUCGGAGUCACGACCGAGAAGCUGCACCAGCUGCUGGCGUUCAUCCUGUGGGGCAUGGGCAGACAGGGCCUCUCGUCGCAGGGCACGCUCAUGAUCCUAGGCAGGUGCGUCAGGGCAGCGGAGUUCAGGAGGCCUUUCAUGGGAUUCCUCAACAGCGUGUGGGCUGCUGGGCGCUGGACGCGUCCGCAGGCUGUUCCCCUUGGCAUGUGCGACGAGCUCUUGGGCUUCGCGAUGGCGCUGCCGCUGGCCUACACCGACCUGCGCGCAAAGAUCGACACUUGUGUCAUAGCGACCGAUGCCAGCGAGCGCGCCGGGGGCAUCUGCCACACGGCCGGGCUCUCGGCGCAGGGCGUUGCGUGCGCGAGAGGGGGAGCUUCGGCUGUGACUUUGCGGCCUGGUGCAGUUGCGGCCCCUGUGCGGGGAGUGCGGUGGCGCCCUCGCAUAGUUCUCAUCGAGCUCUUCGCAGGCGCCGCUGGGGCCGCGGUGGCGGCCUCCAGACUCCCGAUCGACGUGAUGGCCCAUGUCAGCUGCGAGGUCGAGCCCGCUGCCCGGCGACUGGUGCGUCGCCGCUGGGCGGGCGUGAUCGAGCUUGGCAACAUCGAGGCCAUCGACACGGCGCGGUUUACUGAGAUGCUGAAGGGCUACGCGCGGGACGCCGACUGGGUCGUCUUGACCGCGGGGAGCCCGUGCCAAGACCUUGCGAGCAUCAAUGCCGUGGGGACCGGCCUAGAGGGGUCGAGGUCGAGGCUCUUCUUCCGGGUCCCCGAGCUGAUCCAGGCAGCAGAGGCUGCCUUUCCCAAGCGCACCAUGUGGUUCGUCGAGAACGUGUUCAGCAUGACCCUAGAGUCGAGGGCGGAGUUCACCAGGGCGCUUGGAGUCACGCCCGUGUUCCUCGAUGCCAGGUGUCUCACUCACGUCAGGCGGCCCCGCCUGUACUGGUGCUCGUGGCCCGUCACGGCGUUCUUGGCGUCCGACGCCACCGUCGAGACCAAGGGUGUGGGUGAAGCCGCGUACUUCAAGGUCUCGCUUGCGGUGGAGAGGCUCCCACUGAGUGCCUCGCUCCUGGAGGGCUGGUCGACGCUGGACCCUGAGGCAGACCUCCCUUGUUUUACGAGGCCGAUCCCGCGACGCCACCCGCCGUUUCGGCCCGUGGGCCUCGACCGCGCCUCGGUGCUGGCCGCGGAGCGCUGGGCUGCCGACAGCUACCGUUACCAGGUCAACAACUACGAGGACGGCAGCCUCAUCUGGGACGCGAGGCGUGAGCGGGGCCGGCUGCCUGUGCCUGAGGAGCGUGCUGCUCUGAUGGGGUUCGACCGUCUCUAUUUCCAGGCCGCUGUAAAAGAUAGUGCACCCGCCGCCGAGCGAGACAGCGUCAUUGAGUCCCUGAUCGGGAAUACGUUCUGCGUCCAGGCUGUCAUGUAUCUUCUCGGCUCGUGGCUCGCUCAGGUGGGGGCGCUAGCGGCCGCCAUCCCAGGCAGCAGCUGCCUCGCUGUGGGCACGUGCGAGGCGAACUGGAACGUGGUCCCCGACUUCCAGCAGCCGGGACAUCGCGACCCGCAGUUGGAACGCAGCCUGAUCGUAGAGUUCCUGAGGGUCGCGGACCGCGGGGGCACGGACGUCCGGCUCGACACCGGGGCGCCCUACCGCGCCCGCGCCACCAAGGGCAGAUCGAGCGCGAGGGCUUUGCAGCCCGCACUCCGCCGGCUCAACUCCCUGCUCCUCGCGACGGCUGGGUACCCGCUGUACGGCUACUGCGACACCGACGACAUGCCCGCCGACACGCCCAAGCGCGCAGCGCAGGCAGCAGCAAAGGUGAGCAGGGUCACGGCCCAGGCGAUGGCACGACGAGCUGCAGCGAGGUCCCAACCGCUGAGGGAGGCGAUGGUCACGCCACUCGCCCUGCAGCGGUACCGUGCGGCAGUCGAUGAAGUCGUUGAUUUCUGGAUCCAGGAGCACCGGCAGCCGCAGACGCCCGCUCAGGUCGACGCUGGCGUGGCCGCCUUCAUUGAGAGCCGUUGGCUGAGCGGAGGAUCCUUGUUUGAGGUUAAUAAUGCAAUUGCAGGCAUCACGCACACUUUCCCGCCCGUGCGAGGGCACCUGCGGGACAGCUGGCGCUUGGCCAAGACGUGGCAACGCCUGGGGCCAGCUGGGCGGGCGCUGCCAAUCGGUCCGCUGAUCGCGGCAGCGUUCGCUGGUGCAUUUGCGGCCCUGCGCAACACCAAGAGCCAGCAUCAGACUGGUGCCCGAGAGUUCGUGCUCGUGCGGAGUGGUGUAGCGGUCGCCCUCCUUGCCAGAGCAAAGGCUCAGGCGCACGGACAGGACUUGUGCCUCGGGAUGGAGCCAAGCAGUUUCAUGAACACUUUCGGCCGCGUGCGUGAGCUGCUGGAGCUGCAAGAUGCAAAGCUCACCCUCUACAGCUGGCGGCGGGGCGGCGCCUCCGCCGACUUCCGCAGCCACGGCUCCAUGGAGCAGACGCUGCUCCGAGGCAGAUGGGCCUCGGCGCGCACGGCCCGCUUGUAUGUCCAGGAUGCCGUCGCCGAGGCCACUCAAUUAAAUCUCUCGCCCACGCAGCGGAAGCGCUGCGGCCUGCUCGCGUCCCGCCUGCGAGCAGAAGCGAGAUGA